AUGGAAGAACCUCAUGAAGAACAACAUUCAAAAGAAAUGACCGGUUCCCAUGAAAAAGUUGCUGGCGUCACGCCAUCUGGUGAAGGAGUCGCUGGAGUUACGCCAUCUGGUGAAAGAGUUGCACAAGCAGAUGGUGAACAACAAGCAAGGCCUACAGAAUCGAAGGAAGGAGUGGUGGGACCAGUAGAAUCCAAUGAAAGGCUCGAGGUAAUUAUCCAUCUUAAUUCCAUUAGUCCAAUGCCGUCACCAUUUAUCGAAUCCAUACCCCAUAGGGAACACGGUGUCCUCGCCCGGCACGUGUUUGCCAAAUACUUUGGUGGACGUGACCGAUAG
Messenger RNA from Haemonchus placei, 333 nucleotides. The record is from the annotation of a GenBank genome assembly. Lineage: Eukaryota; Metazoa; Nematoda; Chromadorea; Rhabditida; Trichostrongylidae.